This is a messenger RNA of Hyla sarda, 2396 nucleotides long. Its product is annotated as protein kinase C delta type-like. Lineage: Eukaryota; Metazoa; Chordata; Amphibia; Anura; Hylidae. Gene Ontology annotation, molecular function: protein serine/threonine kinase activity; ATP binding. The transcript is spliced from 6 exons. Gene Ontology annotation, biological process: protein phosphorylation. The record is from RefSeq and is a predicted model, not a curated record. Bases 835 to 1605 code for a protein of 256 amino acids.
AGGAUCUUACAACUCCUGCUCCAUACACAUCGCGGAUGGGACACUCUGGAUCUGUACGACUCAGUUGAAACAAACAGUCUACUAUGUCAUUGCCGUCUCUGGCAUGUGACUAGAAGAGUGGCACAGCAACGACGUUCCUUGCGUGACUGUGCUGCGGGAAAGGAUGAAGGAUCCUGGUCUGAACUGACUUAUAGACAAUAUGAGUCAAUAGGACUAAGGAGGAGCCAGAGAUCAUUACUUUACUUCAGUUCUGUUCUGGACCACCUGGGGAGCAGGCUGACUGAGCAACAGAGGAGAGAGGCCAGUGGCACGUGUUGCAUGCAUGAGGAGACCAAAUGGCGCCACCAUGACACAGCCUGAAGGUGGCACCAGCAUGAGGAGACCAAAAUGUGGCAGAAUUACCAAGCCUGGAGGAGGGAGCAGCAAGAGGAGACCAUAUGGUGACAGAAUGACACAGCCUGGAGGUGGCAGCAGCCUGACGAGACCAAAGGGCCUCACAAUUGAAAAGAUUAAAGAUAUUUUUCUAAAUUUCAUGUGGCCAUGUUAACAUCCUCCGGAUACUUGAGGAAAAACUGCACUGCGAUUGGUUGCCAUUUCUUAUACUGCUGAGCCUUUCAUCAUCUUGAAGUACAGUAUCUAGCACCACUGUCAUAAUAAUGUCUUAUCUUCUCGGGCAAGGAAAAGACCAGUGUUGUAUUAGAAUGUGCAAUUUGCUAAGAUAAACAAAAGGUGGGCCUGGCAUCAGUCCCCGGCCAAAACAACUAUGUUGCCAUCAAAGGAAUCACCAAAACAGCGGACAAUGCAGCAACCCUACAGAGAGAGCAACGGAUACUCAUGCUGGCCCGAGACUGCCCGUUCCUGUGUCACCUGUAUGCUGCACAGCAGUCUCAGGACAAUGCCUUCUUCAUCACCGAGUAUCUGUCCGGCGGCAGCCUGGAGGCUUUGCUCAGAAUGUGCAGCAGUCUGAACACCGACACAGUAAGGUUUUACACAACUGAGAUUGCAUGUGGCCUCCAGUUCCUUCACAGACAGAACAUCGUCCACCGAGAUAUCAAGCCAGAUAACAUCAUGCUGGAUAAAGAUGGACACAUCCGCAUCAUAGAUCUCGGAGUUGCCCAAGAUGGCGUCACCUUCUCCAACAAGAUCCAAGGAGUGACGGGCACAUUACCUUACAUGGCCCCAGAGGUGCUCCAGAGGAAGAACUACUAUGCAGCAGUUGACUGGUGGAGCCUGGGGAUUGUUGUAUCCCGGAUGUCAGCAGGACGGUCCCCAUUCUACUUUGGCUGCAACAGAGAAAUGGCUCGCAAUUCCAUCACCAGAGAGAAGCCUAAUAUUCCAUCUUGGCUCCCUGCUGACCUGAAACAUCUGAUCAAGCAACUGCUGCGCAAGAAUCCUGAGAGGCGGCUUGGUGUGUACAGGAACAUCAGAGACCACCCAUUCUUCACCACCAUCAACUGGGAGGAACUGGAGCAGAGGAGAGCACAGCCACCAUUUACACCAUUCAAGGCAUCUCUGAAGAAGGAAAACCUGCCGUGGCCAGAGGUAGAGACAGCUCUUCACCCCUUGGAAGGAUUUUCUUUCAUAGCUCCAAGCUGGGAAUGGUAGGAUCAGCCCACGGCCCAGAGCUCUGUGCCAUCUCUACCAUCUGAGUGCUGCAGAUUUCCAUCAAGAUGUUACCCUGGAUCUUAGCUCUACAUCCAUCAAUAUCUGGCACCUUCUGAAGACCCUCUGAACCCAGGAGAGGCCUGUGCUCGUAACACCUCAGCACAGGCCGGUAAGUAUCACACAUCAUCACACAUACAUCACACACAUAUAGGUAGAUAGAAAUAUACACACAGGUACAUAUAUAGAUAGUAUAGACACAUACACACAGACACACACAACAGAUAGGGGUAGAUAUCGGCUUUGAUCCUGGGACUUGUUCCGAUCGUCAUAUUUGGGGUCAGGAAGGAAUUUUUCCCCUUUGAGGACAAUUGGCUUAUUCCUCAAGGGGUUUUUGCCUUCCUCGGGAUCAUCUCGGCCAUAAUUAGGAAACAUUCCCACAAAUAGCAAUGUAUAAAAAUAAAUAAUAAAAAUAGUAUAAUGUAUGAAGAUUUUAUAUAAAAUAAUACAUAUUAGUUUUCCAUAUUAGAUAGGUCAGGUACUGGCUUUUGAUCCUGGGACUUGUUCCGAUCGCCAUAUUAGGUAGGGGUCAGGAAGGAAUUUUCCCCCCUUACAUAAGGAUAAUUGGCUCUUUCCUCAAGGGGGUUUUCGCCUUCCUUUGGAUCAACACAGUAUAUAAUAAGGCUUUGCGUAUACAUUUAUAUUGCACACAUAGCAAAAUAAAACAUAACACACAUUUCUGAAAUUUGCAGUAUCCCCAGUAUCCCCCUACUAGAACUAAAAUAAAAUGUCAU